AUGGGGUUGUCUCUGUGCUUACGAGCUCUGAAGGCACAAACAAUCAGCGUCCAACCCGAGGUGACUGGACAUCUCGGGCAGGAUGUCACCCUGCCAUGCCACUUCAUCAAAGCAUCAGCAAAUGACAGUUUUGUUCAGGUUCAGUGGGAUCUGCUGGGAUCAGAGAAAAAGACUAUCAUUGUUUUUGAACCCAAGUCUGGGGUGAACAUCCCUGAUAGUCCUCUGAAAGAGAAGGUGAACCUCACAGAACAGUCGUUGAUAAUUAAAGAUGUUGAACUGAAGAAUGCAGGGUUGUACAUGUGCACCCUUAAAGUCUUCCCCAGUGGUUCAUUUGAGGGAACAACCAAACUCAUUGUUCUAGAAGAGCCGCCGUUAUCAUCAGUUGUUGUGUCUGCUAUAGUGAUUGCUGUCAUACUGCUGGUGGGGAUCAUGGCAGCCAUAACGUACUUCAUCUUCAUCAGAAGGUGUGACUCUUCAGUCAGCCACAGUGUCGUCAUUGACACAGGUGGGACAGCGAUGGAUGUGUCCAAGUCAUCUGGUAUUGAAAGAGCUGAGGACGUGGUCUACUCUGGAGUCAAGGUCAAACCACCCAGAGGUGAGACGACCUCGAGCAAUGACGAACACAGGAUGCCAUCGAAUGCAGACGUGACAUACGCAGAAGUGACGGUUUUGGGUCGGAAGCCGAAAUGAGAGCAAAAAAUAAGAAAUCACUUUUAAAGUUGCUGUAUGUAAGUUACAUUUAUUAUAGUCUUGGUAUCAUUCCACAUAUUCUAAUAUGGAUGAAUGGACCUGUAGUCUUAGUGCCAGCUCAACGACAGCCAUUCUCACCGCUCUGUGAGGUCACGAUUUUCACCAUUUUAGCAUCGAUCAAUUAAUCAAUCAAAACAUUUAAUAACUGGCACGAGACAAACUACAGCUGAGGCUGAUGAGAGUAUAACCUAAACUACAAUGACCCUUCACUUCGCUUCACUAGAUUUCUUGGAAAUCAGUGGCGUAGUUUUUGCAAAAUCCCUCUAAAGAACAAACAAGAAAACAUAACCUUUAUGGAGAAGGUAAUAACACUUUGUCCUGAGAGGCAGCUCGAUGAAAAAUUUGUUAUAGAGGUAACUCCAAUACAUCCUCCUUUAAUGUGUGAACUAGAUCUGAUCACCUGUAGCUGCUGCUGUAUUUCAAUAAAGAGCUUCUGCGUUCUGCGUCCAUCUGCUUCCAGUCAUUUGUGCAGAAAUUGCUUCAUGUCAAUGUUUCUGUGGCUGUUUUCCUUGCUUAAGAAAGUUACAAAAUACGGUUUGCACAGUUGCUGUCAUGGUGGAUACCUGCUUGUGCUUUUUCUCAUAUGCAACUGGCCACUAUAUUUUUGAAGGUGUACAUUGGUCUUUUUCAUGUUGGACACCAUCAGUGAACAUCACUGACUAUGUCUCAUAAUUUCCUGGAAUACAUGUUAUGGAUUUUAAAAUAAAGACAAGAUAAUGACA
Messenger RNA from Hippoglossus stenolepis (Pacific halibut), 1472 nucleotides. Its product is annotated as nectin-1. The record is from RefSeq and is a predicted model, not a curated record. The transcript is spliced from 7 exons. Lineage: Eukaryota; Metazoa; Chordata; Actinopteri; Pleuronectiformes; Pleuronectidae. Bases 1 to 690 code for a protein of 229 amino acids.